Molecule: messenger RNA, 1072 nt
Organism: Chaetomium fimeti
Lineage: Eukaryota; Fungi; Ascomycota; Sordariomycetes; Sordariales; Chaetomiaceae
Exons: 3
Coding region: 220-1017 (265 amino acids)
Source: RefSeq, a predicted model, not a curated record
GAGAAGAAUCGUCGUCGACGCCAAGAGGUGGUAAUCAACAUCCAGGAGGGGCUGACUGACCGACUGACUGGGCGAUGGGUCGGCUCUUCCCCUACACAGUACCCAUUGCCUUUUUUCUUCAAAUCCCAUAGAUAAUGCCAUCCUAACGAUCCCUAACUGAAGAACUUCUACCUAGCGAGCCCCUGAUUUCAGACGCGCAGCUUGCGUGCGUUCGCGAUUAUGCGGUAUUCCUGGGCAUGGAUCACUGGGUUUGCCAUCUUGAGUCUGACGGCAAAUAUUGUGUUUCUGAUCGGGUGCAUCUCGCCAGCUACGAAAGACAUUUGUCUCUACCGAGUUAACGUGACACUCCUGGCCGACGGACUCCAUAACCUAGCCUUGGUUGACAGCGGCAAUGAAACCGACCUUCUUGUCCCCCCUGAGCUGCCUACUUACUGGUACUGGGGCAUGGCAGGGAUAUGCGACGUUUUCGAGAAGACGGGGGAGACGCGCUGUCGACGCGCGUUUCCGCCGACACAGAACCUCCUCGGCAUUUUAGAGGGUUCACUUACAGACCGCCUGGGUGACGAUGAAGGACAGCGUGUCGGCAACAUUCUGUCUUCCUGGAAUGCCACGCUGCACAAGAUCAGCCCGGACAGGCUCGUUGCUAAAGAAGCCAAGUUUGCCGCCCAAAGCAAAGCCAGCGCCGCACUCGCCAUCCUCGCCAUCAUAUUGGACGCCGCGACUCCUUUAUUGGCCUCAUUUCUACUCAGCGACCAGAGCCGCCGGCGAGCGUAUAUCGCGCCGCUCUUGAGCGCAUUGAUCGCCAUGGCCGCCGGCACGCUCGCCACAUUGACUAUGAGAGACGGCGUGCAUGGGAUAGUGGACACUCCUGAACACGGGGGCCCGGCCAUCAUCAUCGUGUUCGUUGGCGCAGCUCUCAGGUUGUUGUCUUGCGUUGGCGCGUGUGGCGGUUCCAGAAAUAAGCUUCGGAUGACCAGGAACGAGAAAAUUGGAUUUCGUGGAGAGCAGCAUGUAUGAGUUCUCCUUUAGCCUGCGGCUCCGUUUGCAUAACUGAUCAUCGACCGCAGAUAUA